CGACAUUUGUAUAUCUUAAAAUUCAUUAUAAAAAAGUAUAGAAAUAAAUGGCAGUUUUAACAUCCGUACUUUCAGCAGAACGAAAAAAUCUUCGUGCAUGUCUCUUAUGUGGCAUUAUCCUUUCAUAUAAACACUUUUUAUCACAGGGAUGUCCUAAUUGUGAAAUGCUUCUUCAGAUUUCAGCAUCAGAAGAUUCUGUGCAAGAGUGUACAUCACCUAUUUAUGAAGGCGUUCUUGCUGUAAUGCAGCCCACGGAAUCUUGGGUAGCUAAGUGGCAGCGUAUUAAUCGGUUUGUUGGUGGUGUUUAUGCUAUUCGUGUACAAGGACGAUUACCUGAGGAGAUAAUUGAACAGCUCGAUCGUCGUAAUGUCCAGUAUCGUCCUCGUGAUGGGACAGUGGAUGACUAGAUUGUUUAUUAAUGGUAAAUUGACGUAUCUUAUCAUUUUGUGGAA
This is a messenger RNA of Pneumocystis carinii B80, 452 nucleotides long. RefSeq lists its product as hypothetical. Gene Ontology annotation, biological process: chromatin organization; regulation of transcription elongation by RNA polymerase II; mRNA processing. Gene Ontology annotation, cellular component: nucleus; DSIF complex. Gene Ontology annotation, molecular function: zinc ion binding; RNA polymerase II complex binding. NCBI's taxonomy places the organism in Eukaryota, Fungi, Ascomycota, Pneumocystomycetes, Pneumocystales, Pneumocystaceae. The transcript has 2 exons. Bases 48 to 407 code for a protein of 119 amino acids. The record is from RefSeq and is a predicted model, not a curated record.